UACUGGGAGGGGCCUCAGUGUCUGGGGCUGCCUUGGAGAAGUACCAAGUCUAUGUUCAAAAGGAAUGCAGCUUUACAAGAUAUCCCAGCAUUUGUUUUCAAAGCUUAAUGGGGUUGGGUGGUUCUGGUUCUGGGCACCAGGAUCCUCAACAUGUUGAUAUAAUGUCGGCUCUUGUUAACAAAACCAUUUAUGAAACCCGGUUGACCUCCUCUGAGUUUUCCAAAUUCAGCUCUCAAUUAUUUGAAGUCCGUGAUUCUCAACCCACACACGAUUCUGGCAGCAAAGACUACUGUGAAGAGCUAAUGACGAUGUCCUUGAAGCGCUUAGAACAAUCCCUAAUAGCUCUCAAGAAAUCUCCCUCAAAAAACAAGCAAGACAUUCAGGCAUGGCUAAGUGCCGCCUUGACUUUCCAAGAAACGUGCAAGGACUACGCCGCCGACCACGGCCUCAGCCUCACUAGCUCCGAGAAUCUCAGGCUCGACCUUUCCAAGCGCAUAGGCUAUACCUCUCAGUUGGGGAGUAAUCUAUUAGCUCUCGUCAACCGUGUUUCGAGUAAUUCCGAUAAUCCGAAGAACACAACUCGUGGUAAAAAGGCAGAGAUGUUUCCCAAAUGGGUUUCGCCGAAGAACAGGAAACUACUUCAGGCAACCACCGUCAAAGCUAACGUGGUGGUUGCGAAAGAUGGAUCAGGGAACUAUAAGACGGUGUCGGAGGCCAUUCAGGCAGCUACUGGGGGUCGGUUUGUGAUUUAUGUAAAGGCUGGAGUUUAUAAGGAGAAGAUUAAGACUAACAAAGAUGGUAUUACGUUGAUUGGAGAUGGACAAUAUUCCACUAUUAUUACUGGAGAUUCUAGUGUGUCUAAAGGUUCUACCAUGCCUGGCUCAGCUACAUUUACCGUAACAGGAGAUGGAUUCAUAGCUCGAGAUAUUGGUUUCCAAAACACAGCCGGCCCCGACGCAGAACAAGCCCUAGCUCUGUACAUCUCUUCUGAUCACUCCGUUCUCUACAAGUGUAGCAUCGUUGGCUACCAAGACACACUCUACGCCCUCGCCCUCCGCCAAUUCUACAGAGAAUGCGACAUCUACGGCAGCAUCGACUUCAUCUUCGGUAACGCCGCCGCCGUCUUCCAGAGUUGCAAUAUCGUACUCCGCAGACACAAGGGUUACAAUGCCAUCCUGGCAAGCGGGAGGUCCGACCCAGGACAAAAGACAGGUUUCUCCGUCCAGAACUGUAGGAUCGUGCCCGGGUCGGACUUAUCUCCCAUUAAACACUCCUAUAGUUCGUAUCUUGGUAGGCCAUGGAAGGACUACGCUAGAGCCGUGGUCAUGCAAUCCAACAUAGAUGACGUUAUCUCACCCCGAGGGUGGGUUGAGUGGCCUGGCUCCAGCCCCAAGUCUAUCUAUUUUGCGGAGUUCGCAAAUGUAGGAUCUGGGGCUGGAGUGAGCCAGAGGGUGCAGUGGCCAGGGUUUCAUGUAAUUGGAGCUGAUGUUGCUGUUGAGUAUACUGUUGGUAACUUUAUUGCUGGAACUUCAUGGCUGCCUUCGACCGGUGUGACUUUUGUUUCUGGCCUCCAUUGAUCCAAAUCCUCCAAUUGCAUGUUGGUUUGAAAAGACU
Messenger RNA from Fragaria vesca subsp. vesca, 1614 nucleotides. RefSeq names its product probable pectinesterase/pectinesterase inhibitor 54-like. Gene Ontology annotation, biological process: cell wall modification. The coding region runs from base 108 to 1577 and encodes 489 amino acids. Gene Ontology annotation, molecular function: pectinesterase activity; pectinesterase inhibitor activity. The record is from RefSeq and is a predicted model, not a curated record. Lineage: Eukaryota; Viridiplantae; Streptophyta; Magnoliopsida; Rosales; Rosaceae. The transcript is spliced from 3 exons.